Messenger RNA from Biomphalaria glabrata, 2655 nucleotides. RefSeq lists its product as uncharacterized. The transcript has 4 exons. The record is from RefSeq and is a predicted model, not a curated record. NCBI's taxonomy places the organism in Eukaryota, Metazoa, Mollusca, Gastropoda, Planorbidae. The coding region runs from base 162 to 506 and encodes 114 amino acids.
CAGGUUUUUCCCAUUAUUUGUUGGCAAAAUAAAUUGGUUUCUUGUUAAAUUAACCAUACAUACGAAAUAACGUUUAUUCCUAUACUGUAUUAAUGUUGCUAUUUUUACAAUAUAAUUGUAAUAUAUUAAAUUAUUAUUGUUUUUUCCAAUUAUAAUAGAGAAUGUCGCUGGGCAAAGGAAAAUCGGAGGCGUGUCCAAUGAAUUUCGACUCUAUUCCAGUAGUGCUCUGUAAUGGCAAUCCAUUUAAAGUGAACAUAGAACUUCAAAACAUUCACGGAACAGACUACACAGUUCAAUAUAUCAAACAAGAGAUUCUUGCUGAAAAGAAUAUAACAAAUGAUGAGGCUUACGCCAUGUUUAUAGUAAAACAAUCCUGCAAAACUGAACUUCCAGAUCAAGAGAAAAUGAUUGACUAUCGUAAAGAUGUCGUUGGUUGUGACUACAUAGAACUAGUCUUAAAAAAUGACAACGGAAAUAACGAGAAGAAAACAACAGAUCAAAGAUGAGAUUACUGUUAUAGGUUUUGACAUUCCCUAGAAAACUUACUAUACCUCAAAUUAAGAAAAUAAUUCAUGAAUCUAAGUUUUACAUGUACUACUUUUACUGUUAUAUUCACAGAGUGUUUUUUUUGAAGAGUGUUUACAUAUUUUACAAAAUAUUUCUAAAUCAUGUGCCUUGAGAUAUGUAUUGUUGAGUAUAAUCUUAUUUUGUUGAUCAGGUUAGACCUAGCUGUCUACAACUAUGGGAGCCUUAAACCACAGAAACAUUAUUAAAUGCUGUUUUAAUAUUACAUUCUUAUCUCCACAUUUUAAUGCUGUCAUGGUAUAUAUUAACUUUUUUUUUUUACUGUUCGAUAUUAGUUUAUUUUUAAUGGUCAUUAGACUGUAGUUGGUGGCAUCUUUGUUGACUCUUUUGCAACUUCAAGUCAUGUCUCUAUUAUGCUGCUUAUUAGGAGCCCGGCUAGUCUUUUUUUUUUUCUUGACGCCGUUUAUCUAAUUCAGUGUUUCUCAAACUUUAUCCUGAACGAAACACUUUGCACAUUCUGAAUAUUUAGUGGAACACUGCUUAUUUUUUUUAGAGCGAUUAGUUCACUGCUGGCCCCAUCAUCAUCAUCAUCACUCCUUUGAGUUCCUCAAGGAACAUUGGGCAUCGACAAAAACACGCCACUCUCCACGGUCUCUUGCUAGUUUUUUUUUUAUGGUUUCCCAGCUCUUCCCGGUCCUCUCGGCUUCUUUAAGUACACUGCGUCGCCAUGUUCUUUUUGGUCUUCCUCUGCGUCUUGUUCCCUGGGGGUUCCACUCUAAGGCCUGCCUAGCUCUGUUGCUGGUAUUUUUUCUAAGGGUGUGACCAAUCCAUUUCCACUUCUACUACUACUAGUUAAUUAUUCAAGUAGUUUGUGAAACACCUAUUCAGGCCUGGCGGAACAAUAGUUUUCCGUGGAACACAGUUUGGGAAACACUGAUCUAUCUUAUCAUUUUCGCCUCGCUUUCAUAGAAAUGUUUCUUCUUGGAUGCACUUAAUAUCAUUUGACCUUCUUUGAUUUGACAGUCUGGGCAAAUUAUGAAAUAUUCUAUACACAUUUUUGAGUCUCAAUACCAUUGGAGCUUCUUUGAUUUGACAAGCUGGGCUAAUUAUUAAAUAUUCUAUACACAUUCUUGAGUCUCAAUACCAUUGGGGCUUCUUUGCUGGGAAAAUGAUUAAAUAUUCUAUACACAUGCUUGAGUCUCAAUACCAUUGGGGCUUCUUUGCUGGGAAAAUGAUUAAAUAUUCUAUACACAUGCUUGAGUCUCAAUACCAUUGGGGCUUCUUUGCUGGGAAAAUGAUUAAAUAUUCUAUACACAUGCUUGAGUCUCAAUACCAUUGGAGCUUUUUUUAUUUAACAAGCUGGGCAAAUUAUUAAAUAUAGUAUACAAAAGCUUGAGUCAUUAAUUUUAAGGAUCAAAACAAGAAUUGACUUAUUAGACGAAAUGGAAUACUUAGCUGAAGCAUCGUUUUUCAAUCAUGUAGGAUUUACUCUUCAUAUUCAUUCUGGUAGCUUAAUGUGAAUCAUUCACUCAAUCAUUCAUUCAUUCAUUCAUUCAUUCAUUACUAGUGGAACACAGAAUUUAGAGUUUGUUUCCUAAAUUUGGUUAUCUUCUAUAGAUCCUGUUUACUAAAUAAUAUUUAGUUUCUUUAAAAAAAAAAUUGUUUAAAAUGGUUUGAAAUCCUCAUUUGGUGAAAAUCUCUGUCCCUCGAGCCCAGCUCUAAUGGACUAAUUAAUUCAACCAGCUGGGGGUGAUUAGAGAGGUGGAGGUAUUGCUGGGAAAAGUGGAUAGAUCUAAAAGGUUAUUACGUAGAGGAAUUAGUCUUAAUGCUUUAUUAUUAGGCCAGAAUUAUUGCAGACCCUAGAUGUAUUUCUAGAUAAUAUCUACACAGAUAUUUGAACUUAAAGAAGACUGGGAAAAGAUAGUGUGAGGAUUGAGCUUACAGAAAGUGCAAUAAUUUACAGAUACAUUGACUUCUAGCCUAGACAAAAAAAAAGUUUUAGUGUGCUAGAUAAUGUAUCAUAUUAGUGAAGUUUGUAAAUAUUUUCAUUUGUUAUCUUUUACUGACAAUUCAUUUUUGUUCUACUGUGCAAUUAAACGUUUGAUAAUUGAUUAAAGAAAAUAGCCUAUA